GCUCAAAUCACAGUAGUAAUGUUCCCCAGCAGCGUGUAACAGGCGGAUCUGGCAGUCACCAGACCGAUCUCGAGAAACGAUACGACCGAAACCUUUCCGCGAGACGUUUUAAAGUGACACGCGUCCUUAAAAGUCGAAUGCAUACUGUACAAGUCCGCGCGUGGAAAGGAAAUAAGUUUAAAGAUGUCUGUCAGUAAUCACGAGAACCGAAAGUCGAGGUCAAGCUCUGGGUCCAUGAACAUCCAACUGUUCCACAAGACGUCGCAUGCAGACAGCUUGCUUACCCAGCUCAACCUCCUCCGCAAGCGGCAUGUCUUCACGGAUGUAGUCCUGCGUGCCGGACAUCGAGCAUUUCCAUGCCACCGAGCGGUUCUGGCUUCAUGCAGCCGCUAUUUUGAAGCCAUGUUCAGCGGUGGACUGAAGGAGAGCCGAGAUGCCGAAGUCAACUUCCACGACUCUUUGCACCCGGAGGUUCUGGAGCUCCUGCUAGACUACGCCUACUCCGCCCGGGUGAUUAUCAAUGAGGAAAACGCAGAGUCUUUGCUGGAGGCUGGCGACAUGCUCCAGUUCCACGACAUCCGAGACGCCGCUGCGGAAUUUCUGGAAAAGAAUCUGCAUCCGUCGAACUGCCUUGGAAUGAUGCUUCUGUCCGACGCUCACCAGUGCCAGAGGUUGUAUGAACUUUCCUGGAGAAUGUGCCUGGCGAAUUUCGCCAGUCUGUACCACACUGAGGACUUCUUAAGCUUGCCCAAAGAUAAAGUUCAAGAACUUGUUUUCAGCGAGGAGCUGGAGGUCGAGGACGAAAGUAUUGCGUACGAGGCUGUUAUUGACUGGGUCAGAGCGGACAUCGAAAGGAGGCAUCUUGAUCUUCCUGACCUUCUUCGGUGUGUUCGACUCGCUUUGCUUCCGGAAAUCUACUUGCUAAAGAACGUUGCGUCUGAGGAGCUUGUUAUGGGACACAAGGUGGGCCGUGAGAUUGUGGAAGACGCUGUCCGUUGCAAAAUGAAGAUCCUGCAGAACGACGGCGUUGUUACGGGCUUCUGCGCCCGACCCCGGAAGGUGAGCCAAGCUCUCCUGCUUCUAGGAGGCCAGACGUUUAUGUGCGACAAGGUAUACAUGAUUGAUCACAAGGCGAAGGAGAUCACUCCCAAAACGGACCUUCCUAGCCCUCGCAAAGAGUGCAGCGCUUGUGCCAUUGGCUGUAAAGUAUAUGUCACAGGCGGUCGAGGGUCGGAAAACGGGGCUUCGAAAGACGUGUGGGUCUACGACACCUUGCACGACGAAUGGUCUAAAGCUGCACCAAUGCUAGUUGCUAGAUUCGGACAUGGUUCUGCGGAACUUGACCACAGCUUGUAUGUAGUAGGUGGACACACGUCCCUUGCAGGGUCCUUCCCUGCGUCCCCAUCUGUGUCUCUCAAACAAGUGGAGCAGUACAACCCCCAAUCAAACAAGUGGACACUAGUUGCUCCUCUUCGAGAGGGUGUGAGCAAUGCCGCUGUCGUAGGCGCCAAAAACAAACUCUUUGCUUUCGGAGGCACUAGUGUCAACAGGGACAAGUACCCCAAGGUUCAGUGCUUCGACCCCUGUGAGAACAGGUGGACUGUCCCAGCCACCUGUCCUCAACUCUGGCGAUACACGGCGGCAGCAGUUGUUGGGAACCACGUUGUGGUCAUUGGUGGAGACACAGAGUUCUCUGCGAGCUCAGCGUACCGCUUUAACAGCGAGACGUUCCAGUGGACCAAGUUUGGGGACGUGACUUCCAGAAGAAUCAGCUGUCACGCAGUGGCGUCGGGGAAUCGUCUCUACGUGGUUGGGGGCUACUUUGGGGCGCAGAGGUGUAAAACCUUGGACUGCUAUGACCCGUCAACGGACUCGUGGGAUAGCAUAACAAGCGUGCCAUAUUCGCUUAUCCCAACUGCAUUUGUCAGCACCUGGAAGUACCUCCCAUCUUGAAGAAAAUUUGUCCCUGAUUUGAUCUUCCGGCGUUCUUUGGAAUGCGGCCGAGUUUCCCCCCCACGAGGCCUGGGAAUGCCGGGGGAGGGGAGACGCUUUGCCUCCUUCACAUUCACAUGGACCUCGCGAUGGAAACCAAGCCUUAGGUCAGUCGGGUGGGGAGCCAUGACAACCGAAGACCCGUCUCAGCUCACCGCGGUCCUGACGGCGACACGCGAUCCUGAAGAGAGACGCAGAAAGCAACGUGAACGCAUGUGUACAUAAACUUACCAGACUCAACUCUUUAAAACAGGUUAUUUUUAGCCUGAUGUUCUACGCUUCAACGUCUCACUCACUCAUAUGGAUCCUGCGCGCUCAUAAAUUAAGUAAUAAUUAACUCUUGCCUCGGGUUACUCACUUCAGUGCAUGAAACGGGGCUCAUUGUGUUCUUAGUAGACUCGGGUGACCUUCGAAAGAGGAAAUGAACCCAAAAUUGUAGAUUAACUCAUUAGACUGUGCUGCCUUUUUUAUAUAGAAUGUGUUUUUUAUAUUUGAUAAAACACUUCUCUGAUUAGCACUGUAUUUGUGUUAGAAAAGUACUAGACAAAUAGCCAGGCUGGGCUAACAGACAGGUUUGGGUGGUAUAUCCCCCCUCAAAUCAUAAGAAAUUAAGCCUGUUUUUAAAUGUUUGCAUCGUGAUGUUAUUUUCAAGGCAAUUAAAGCUUCUCAUUACCGUAAUGCAAAAAAGUCAUUACUGUUAUAAAGAAGAACAAGAAUGUAUUUUUUAAAUUGUUAAGUAAUACGUAUUUACACAUAUGCAGAUUUUAAUUGUAAAAAAUAAAAUAAAAUAAAUACUACAAAAUCUUGGACAAAUUACGGUAAUGAUGAAAUCGUCCUUAAUCGUCAUGAAAUUAUGUCAGAAUGUGAAAAAAGACACACAAGUAAGAAAUUAUAUUUUGCAUAAAGAAAAUGAAGCCUGGUUUUAGAUUGUUUGCAUUGUGAUAUUAUUUUCAGGGCAUUUACCCCUUAAAUUUUCCUUACCGUAGUGCAAAAAAGUCAUUACCGCAAUGGAAGAGAAGAAGAAUGAUGAAGUAUUAAGUAUUUAUGCACAUUCAGAUUUUAAUUUAAACACACUAAAAUAACUACUUAAAAGUCCUGGACAAAUUACGGUAAUGAGGGAAACGUCCUUAAUUGUCAUGAAAAUAAUGUCAAAAUGUGAAAAAAGAGGAAACAAAUAAUAAAUUAUAUUUUGUAUGAAGAAAAUGAAGCCUGGUUUUAGAUUGCUUGUGCCGUGACAUUAAUUUCAAGGCUGUUAAAGCACAUUUUCUCCCUAAAUUGUCAUUACCGUACUGCAAAAAGUCAUUACCGUUAUGGAAAAGAGCAAGAAUGUAAUUUUUAAAAUCGUUAAGUAUUAAGUAUUUAUGCACAUCCAGAUUUUAAUUUUUAAAAAAUAAAAUAAAUACUUAAAUAUCCAGGACAAAUUACGGUAAUGAGAAAAAUGUCCUUAAUUGUCAUGAAAAUAAUGUCAAAAUGUGAAAAAUAGAAGAAACAAAUAUUAAAUUAUUCUUUGUGUAAAGAAAAUGAAGCCUGGUUUUAGAUCGCCUGCAUUUUGACAUUAAUUUCAAGGCCAAUAACGCACUGUUUGCCCUAAAUUUUCAUUACCGUAAUGCAAAAAAAGUCAUUACCGUUAAUGAAAAGAACAAGAAUGUAUUUUUUUUUAAUUGUUAAGUAUUAAGUAUUGGUGCACAUCUAAAUUUUAGUAAAUAAAUUAAUUAAAUACUUAAAAAUUCUGGACAAAUUACGGUAAUGAGGAAAACGUCCUUUAUAGUCAUGAAAAUAACGUCAAAAAUCUUGAAAAAAUAAGAAAUUAUAUAUUGCCUAAGCAGAAUGAAGCCUGUUUUUAGAUUAUUUGCAUCGUGACAUUAUUUUCAGGGCCAUUGAUGCACAUUUUCCCCUAAAUUUUCAUUACCGCACUGCAAAAAAAUCAUUACCAUUAUGGAAAAGAACAAGAAUGUAAUUUUUUAAAUCAUUAAGUAUUAAGUAUUUACACACAUCCAUUUUAAUUAUUUUUAAUUUAAAAAAAAAUCUUAAUCCUAGACACAUUACGGUAAUGAGGAAAAUUUCCUUAAUUAUAACGAAAAAGUCACAAUGCGGAAAGAAGAAGAAACAAAUGAGUUAUAUUUUGCAUAAAGAAAAUUAUACCUGGUUUUAAAAUAUUGUUUGCAUUGUGGCAUUAUUUUCAGAGCAAUUAAAGAACAUUCGCCCCAAAUUCUCAUUACCAUAAUAGAAAAAAAAAAUAAAUAAUUGUGGACCAAUUAUGGUAAUGAAGAAAAAUGUUCUUAGUUGUCAUGACAAAUUCACAAUGCAAAAAAAAUAUAUAUAUAUUUAGCAUGAAGACGAUCAGGAAUUUCGAUUGUUUGCAAUUUAAUUAUUUUUCAAGGCAAUUAAAGCUGAUUUUCCUUCCAAAUUCUCAUUAUCGUAAUGCAAAAAGUGGUUACCACAACAGAAAAAACAAGAAUAUAUUAUUCAAACUGUAUUUAAGAGUAUGCGGAUUUGAAGCAUGGACAAAUUACGGUAAUGAUUAAAAAUUUUCUUAAUGAUUAUGAAAAAAAGGCUUCAUUUUCUAUAUACAAAAUAUUACUUGUCACUGUAGGAAAACGGUGUAGUUUACAAUGUGAAUAAUAUUCGCUUUUUGAGUUUUUGAGGUGGUUAAACUACUAAAGCUGUGGACGGUUUUGUGCCAAACGUUCAAUAAACUGUUUUCAAAAUGUACCUAGCGAACUUCUUAAAUGUUGCUGUACAUGUAGCCUUGAUUAUGUUCUAUUGUUGUAUGUACAUUUGUGAAGUAUAUUGUAUUUUUUUUUUAAAACUAGAUUUUGCACAUUGUGUCCUUCUCACUGUUAAACGGUCAUCUGCACUCAUACGGGUGUUUUUCUUAAACGUCAUUAGAAUGUGUUGCCUGAAGCCAAAGAAAGGAGCACAGAUAGAGACAUGUUACCAGCUAAACGUUGCGUUGUUUGUUUGUGUUGUGAAAUGUCUUAAUUUGUGUGCAAAUGUUCAAUUCUUGUAUUGUUUUGUUGGACUUUUGUUGCCGAAUGCUAUUGUUUCUUACUUCUGUCAGUCAUACAGUAGGGUGUCCUAAAGACUUUUUU
Messenger RNA from Labeo rohita (rohu), 5084 nucleotides. RefSeq names its product ectodermal-neural cortex 3 (gene enc3). NCBI's taxonomy places the organism in Eukaryota, Metazoa, Chordata, Actinopteri, Cypriniformes, Cyprinidae. Gene Ontology annotation, molecular function: protein binding. The transcript has 3 exons. The record is from RefSeq and is a predicted model, not a curated record. The coding region runs from base 184 to 1953 and encodes 589 amino acids.